AUGAACGCAGCAGCUCCCGCAACGGCAGGAAACCUCGGUAGCGAGCUCAAGCCCGCCGGCGCCGCGGCGGCAAAAGUCAAACCCUGCUGCGUAUGUAAGGACGAAAAGGCCGCCCGCGACGAAUGCAUGCUGUUCUCUCAGAGCGACAACGCUCAGCAGGAAUGCCGGGACCUUGUGUCAAGGUACCGGAGUUGUAUGGCGGGCUACGGCUUCAGUAUCCCGUGA
This is a messenger RNA of Coniosporium apollinis CBS 100218, 225 nucleotides long. RefSeq lists its product as uncharacterized. The coding region runs from base 1 to 225 and encodes 74 amino acids. Gene Ontology annotation, molecular function: copper ion binding; copper chaperone activity. Gene Ontology annotation, biological process: mitochondrial respiratory chain complex IV assembly. The transcript is spliced from 3 exons. Lineage: Eukaryota; Fungi; Ascomycota; Dothideomycetes. The record is from RefSeq and is a predicted model, not a curated record. Gene Ontology annotation, cellular component: mitochondrial intermembrane space.